AUGGCCGCCGCCAAACUCGUGCUUGACAACAUCCACCCUACACUGUCCCAACCGCCACAAGACCAUAACACAUACGUACUGGGGGACAUAAAUGGUCAUAACGUGGUUGUUGCUUGCCUUCCAUCGGGGGUCUAUGGUACGACCGCUGCGGCUGUUGUUGGGUCCCAAAUGCUGUCUACAUACCACAAAAUCCGCUUCGGGCUUCUCGUCGGCAUUGGAGGCGGUGUUCCCUCGGCCUCGGUGGAUAUUCGACUGGGAGAUGUUGUCGUGUCAAGUCCUACUGGUGUGCUACCUGGGGUGGUACAAUAUGACUUUGGUAAAACGAUGGAAUCGGGUAGGAUAGAGCGCAUCGGGUCGCUUAACUUGCCUCAUCCAGCACUAUUGACAGCCCUCUCAGCCGUCCGGUCGAAUCAUAUGAUGACCUCCCCAAAAUUCUGGAUAUAUGUAUCGGAAAUACUGAGAUCGCGCGAGCAGCACGACGACGAGGAACCCUCUAUAUUCCCAUAUCCGGGACAGGAGCACGACGUGCUCUUUCGUGCGAAUUAUCGUCACCUGGAUUCCGAACCUGAUUGCUGGUCCUGCGACUGGACUCAGGCCGUAGGGCGUCGACAGCGAUUAUCAAAGUCUCCGAAGGUUCAUUAUGGCUUGAUUGCGUCUGGCAACCAGGUCAUGAAAGACGGUCACACUCGCGACAGUCUAGCACGGGAGCUAGGAAUCAUCUGCUUCGAAAUGGAAGCAGCCGGCCUGAUGAAUCACUUUCCAUGUCUGGUCAUAAGAGGAAUUUGCGAUUAUGCGGACUCGCACAAGAACAAGAAUUGGCAGGGCUAUGCUGCACUGACCGCGGCAGCAUAUGCCAGGGAGCUACUUUCAGCGAUAUCAUCAAUCCAUCCGGAACCUGGCACGCGCAUGGACUCACGGGUGCAGGUGCCUGGUCAGUGUAUGUGA
Molecule: messenger RNA, 945 nt
Organism: Aspergillus fischeri NRRL 181
Lineage: Eukaryota; Fungi; Ascomycota; Eurotiomycetes; Eurotiales; Aspergillaceae
Exons: 1
Coding region: 1-945 (314 amino acids)
Biological process (GO): nucleoside metabolic process
Molecular function (GO): catalytic activity
Source: RefSeq, a predicted model, not a curated record